Messenger RNA from Halichondria panicea, 1973 nucleotides. Its product is annotated as tyrosine-protein kinase SRK3-like. The record is from RefSeq and is a predicted model, not a curated record. Lineage: Eukaryota; Metazoa; Porifera; Demospongiae; Suberitida; Halichondriidae. Gene Ontology annotation, molecular function: non-membrane spanning protein tyrosine kinase activity; signaling receptor binding; ATP binding. Gene Ontology annotation, biological process: innate immune response; protein phosphorylation; cell differentiation. The coding region runs from base 150 to 1715 and encodes 521 amino acids. Gene Ontology annotation, cellular component: extrinsic component of cytoplasmic side of plasma membrane. The transcript has 8 exons.
GCCCCCUGCAUGCAUGCAAUAGCGAACCCCACCCUCUUUUUUAGUGCGAACACAAUCUUUCUCUCAGCUCAGCACAGCAGAAGUUUUUGUGGAGUCUACUAGAGCCCUAACAAGAGCAAGCAUCAGGACGCAACUGUAGAGUAAAAAUAAUGGGUUGUGCACAAAGUUCCGCAACAGAUGCGGUUCACGAUACUCGAGCUGGAGACCCAAACUUAGUCUCCAAACAAUAUGGCCCCCCACCAUCCCAUCAGCCGGCAAUCAGGAUGACCUCUGUCGGCUCUCCAGGGGGUCCAAUGCUCUCCCCUGGUCUUGUUAACGGAGUACCACCUCAUGUCCCACCCUCAAUACCCCCUCCCCUACCCGAAGAGAGAGGACAACAGUACAUCUCACGAUUUGCUUAUCAAGCAAGGACAUCAGAGGACUUGAGCUUCGAGAAGGGAGAAAAAUUGAGAGUGAUCGGAGACACUGCGGGGGAUUGGUGGCUGGCUAAGUCUGUCAAGAGUGGACAGGAGGGAUACAUCCCUAGAAACUAUGUGGCAGCUUUGGCUACCUUUGAGGCUGAAGAAUGGUACUAUGGGGAUGUGUCUCGAGCCGAGGCUGAGAAAUGGCUCUUAUAUCCCGGGAACCCCAGUGGUACCUUCCUGAUUCGUACCAGCUCUACCAAAGCGGGACUAUCUUUGUCUGUAAGAGACGGGGAGGGUAUCAAGCACUACCGCAUACGAAGACUGGACAAUGACGGAGGCUAUUUCAUUGCCAGUAGAGCUGUCUUCACUUCUCUGCAGGACAUGAUAGAGCACUACUCUCGUGACUCGGACGGCCUGGCCCAAAGGCUCACCCUACCUUGCCCCAGGGCAGACCUCCCUCAGACAGUCGGCCUCUCCUACAGAGAUGAGUGGGAGAUUGAUCGUUCUACUCUGGUCUUCCAAAAGAAGUUGGGACAGGGCAACUUUGGUGAGGUGUGGUCAGGCAUCUGGAAUGGUACUACCCCCGUGGCCAUCAAGACACUCAAAACUGGCACUAUGGAGGUGAAAGACUUUGUAGCUGAGGCUCAAGUGAUGAAGAAGAUCCACCAUCCUAAUCUCCUCCAACUAUACGCAGUGUGCACUCUAGAGGAACCCAUUUACAUCGUGACAGAGCUAAUGAAGCAUGGCAGUAUGCUCGAUUACCUGAGACACGGGGAUGGUCGUAACAUCACCAUACAUCAGGCCAUCGACACUAUCGCACAAAUUGCAUCAGGCAUGGCGUAUCUUGAGGAACACAACUACCUCCAUCGUGACCUCGCUGCUCGCAAUAUUCUAGUGGGGGAGGGCAACGUCUGCAAAGUGGCCGAUUUUGGACUUGCCAGGAUUAUCAAAGAGGAUAUCUACAAUCCUCGCGAGGGUACAAAGUUCCCUAUCAAGUGGACAGCCCCUGAGGCCGCACUCUACAAUCGUUUCAGUAUCAAAUCGGACGUCUGGUCGUUUGCUGUGGUCAUUGCAGAGGUGGUGACGAGAGGAGCCAUGCCGUAUCCAGGCAUGAACAAUCGUCAAGUACUGGAGGCCGUUGAGCGGGGAUACAGAAUGCCCAAGCCUGAGGGAGCACCUGAACCACUGUACAACAUCAUGCUCACUUGCUGGAAACAUGAAGCAGAAGACAGACCCACCUUCGAUUCAUUGAAAGCACUUUUAGAAGACUAUUAUGUAUCUGCAGCCGAAGGGGCUUAUAAAGAAGCUUGAUAGUAAUGUGUAGACAUUUUGAAGAUCUCUUUUUCCAUCCAUGUUUUCUUGUUUUAAACCACACAUGACUCUCAUUGUUGUUUUUUAUCACACUGUGUAUUCUUGCAUGUUCUUGUACAUUGUUUACUGUUUAUGAAGACUCUAUAGUACAUGUGUAAUUAUACAACACUUAUAAUAACUAUUUCACUCUUUUUAUAAUCGUCACAAUUAUGGCACUGUUACAGUCAUGAUUCUGUGCAUAAAGUUUUUAUAUGAUAA